Molecule: messenger RNA, 588 nt
Organism: Sphenostylis stenocarpa
Lineage: Eukaryota; Viridiplantae; Streptophyta; Magnoliopsida; Fabales; Fabaceae
Source: the annotation of a GenBank genome assembly
AUGGGUGAUGUUCUAAGCCCCUUCACAGUCUCAACCCCUCCUCCACCCUCCUCCUCUUCCGCCAAGAACAACACCAUGCCCAUGCUGUACUACGGUCUUGUCGUGGUGGGAACCGCCGCCAUAGUGCUGGCCAUAUACAACCUCGUCCUCCUCAGACGCAGCCACGCGCGGUCGCAGCCUUCGGGGUCGGGUACCAAUCGUUCGGGAACAACAACAACAACAACGGAAGCGGUUUCGGAAAUAACGAGGAACUUGGACAACCAUCAAAGACACUUGCUUUCGAGCUUCAAGUACAAGAAAGAAGUGGUGGCAAAAGAAGAAGAAGAAGAAGAAGAAGAAAAAGAAAAAGAAGAAGAAGGGUUCGAUGAUUUUGAGUGCCCCGUUUGCUUAUCGGUUUACGAAGAAGGGGAAGAAGUGAGGAAGCUUCCACAGUGCAAACACUAUUUCCACGUUGUUUGUAUAGACAUGUGGCUCUACUCGCACUUCGAUUGCCCCAUUUGUCGAACACCCGUUGUCGGGCCUCCAUGUCCGGUGGAGAAUUCCAUUGAUGGGUUCAUGGAAUCUGGUCGCAUCUCAGUUCAGAUAUAA